Messenger RNA from Henningerozyma blattae CBS 6284, 1563 nucleotides. It is a transcript of the gene ALD4, whose product is annotated as aldehyde dehydrogenase (NADP(+)) ALD4. The coding region runs from base 1 to 1563 and encodes 520 amino acids. Lineage: Eukaryota; Fungi; Ascomycota; Saccharomycetes; Saccharomycetales; Saccharomycetaceae. The transcript has a single exon. Gene Ontology annotation, molecular function: aldehyde dehydrogenase (NAD+) activity. The record is from RefSeq and is a predicted model, not a curated record.
AUGUUGAGCGCCUCCUCGUCAUUAUUGAGAUCUUCUCUAAGAACUGCAGCCAAGUCCGGCUUGCAAUUACGUUGCUUCUCCCAUUUACCCCUUUCUGUUCCAAUCAAGUUGCCAAAUGGGUUAGAGUACGAACAACCUACAGGUUUGUUCAUCAACAACAAGUUUGUUCCAUCUGUUGAAAAAAAGACUUUUGAAGUUAUUAACCCAUCUACUGAGGAAGAAAUCUGUCAUGUCUAUGAAGGUAGAGAAGAUGAUGUAGGGAUUGCUGUUAGUGCUGCUGACACUGCCUUUAACAAUGGGUCUUGGUCUAAUAUUGAACCUUCUUACAGAGCCAAUUGUUUAUUGAACUUGGCCAAUUUCAUCGAACAAGAUAAAGAAUUGAUUGCUUCUAUUGAAACUUUAGAUAACGGUAAAGCCAUCAACAAUGCUCGUGGUGAUGUCCAAGUUGUUAUUAAUUACUUGAAGUUCGCUGCUGGUCAAGCGGAUAAGAUGGGUGGUCGGUUGAUUAAUACUGGUGAUCAAUAUCUAAACUUUGCCAAGAGAGAACCUCUUGGUGUUUGUGGUCAAAUCAUUCCAUGGAAUUUCCCAUUAUUAAUGUGGGCUUGGAAAGUUGGUCCUGCCUUGGCUACUGGUAACACUGUUGUUAUGAAGACUGCUGAAUCCACUCCAUUAUCUGCCUUGUACGUUUCUCAAUAUAUUCCAAAAUCUGGUAUCCCACCUGGUGUUUUCAACAUUGUCUCUGGUUUCGGUAAGAUUGUCGGUGAAGCCAUCACUAAUAACCCAAAGAUUAAGAAGAUUGCCUUCACUGGUUCUACCGCCACUGGUAAACAUAUCUAUAUGAAUGCUGCUUCUCAAUUGAAGAAGGUCACUUUGGAAUUGGGUGGUAAAUCUCCAAAUAUUGUCUUCGCCGAUGCUGAUUUGAAAAUGGCUGUUCAAAGCAUUAUCAAUGGUAUCUAUUAUAACUCUGGUGAAGUUUGUUGUGCUGGUUCAAGAGUUUAUGUUCAAGAAGAAAUCUAUGAUCAAUUGUUAGAAGAAUUGAAGAACGCUGCUGAAAACGUUAAAGUUGGUGAUCCAUUCUCUGAAAGCACUUUCCAAGGUGCUCAAACUUCUCAAAACCAAUUGUCCAAGAUUUUAAGUUAUGUUGAAAUCGGUAAGAAGGAAGGUGCUACUUUGAUCACUGGUGGUGAAAGAUUAGGUUCCAAGGGUUACUUCAUCAAGCCAACCAUCUUUGGUGAUGUUAAAGAAGAUAUGCAUAUUGUUAAGGAAGAAAUUUUCGGUCCAUUCGUCACUGUCUCCAAGUUUAAGACUUUGGAUGAUGUUGUUAAGAUGGCCAACGAUUCUGAAUAUGGUUUAGCUGCUGGUAUUCACACUAGUAACAUCAACACUGCUAUCAAGGUUGCUGACCAAGUUAAAGCCGGUACUGUUUGGAUCAAUACUUACAACGAUUUCCACCACCAAGUCCCAUUCGGUGGGUUCAAUGCUUCCGGUUUAGGUCGUGAAAUGGGUUUGGAAUCUUUUGAAGGUUACUUACAAACCAAGGCUGUUCGUGCCAGAUUAUACUAA